UCGGUCAUGUGACCCUGGCAUGGAGCUAACAUGGCUUAGUUGUAGGGUUUUCAUUCAUCAGGGGCUGAUUGUGGCAUAUAAGGAGCAGUCCUGGUGACUCUUUGUGUCUCCUGUCCUCUCCUCUUCUGUAUGGACUCCCUGCAAGCCUGCAAGAAAAUAGGAUCACCCGACUAGGCCACCUUCGGUCCACCUGAGUAUCACAUGACCUAUAAAAACAAACCGACAUGUGGGUCGUCACAAUGCACAAAAUUAAUUUCAUGUUGUUUAAGUGUGUGUGAAGAGAUCUACUUUCUGAUAAUUUAUUAAAUAAAUGUCUUUGUUAACUUUAACAUUUUAGUAACUCUUCAGGUUAAGAGUCAUAAUGAAAAAAAAGAAUAAAACAUUUCUGCAAACGUAGAACUGAUCACUUCUCAGUGUAGAAGUUAAACAUAUUCUGUGGUUCUCUCAUGACAACAAAAGUUUGAGGAACUUAUCUGAAAGAUUUCCUCAAAACGAUUAUGCCUUGCAAUCCAUAUUGGGCUUAGUGUUAUGAAUAUUUUCAACAUUAAAAGUAGCCUUUUUAAUAAAAAAAAAAACUGUCUGUAAAUUUCUAAACAGUCAAAAUAGAAAUAAACUUUCUGUGAUCUCCGUCAGUGCCCUCGUUUAUGAAAGCCCUCACAAAAAAAGCUUUUUUCCUGCUCCUGACUGGAUCUCAAUUUCACUUCCUUUCCUGAGAAAAGAAAACAAUUCCCUGAAUACAUAUUAGGGCCAUGAGACCACAUUUUUUUCUCUCUCUUUUUAAAUUUUCCCCCGACAUUUACAGACGUCGGUGACUAUCAACAGAGCUGAGGCAAAUGUAAACCUGGAGGAUGCAGGAACCCAUCGCACGCUCCUCAUGACCAUAUAAAGCUACGUUUGUCGUGAGCGAUCAAAAGCAAAACAGACAUGCAAGAAAAAUGCAAUCACUCAAACAAAGUCACACUCUCUCCCUUAAGUGGUCUCACACACAUACAUACACACACACACACACUUUAAUUGCUCGUCUCUGGAUAAAAUGCUCCACAUUGUUUCUAACAGUCUCCAGCGUGUGGCCUUUACCUUCCCCCUUCCCUUUGCUGUCCACACAGGAACCAUUAACCUUUUCCUGCAUUGGCAGAUCACUCAUACAAGCUGCUCUCUGACUCUUUUUUUAGCCCCAGAGGUUUGCUGUUAUUCAUCAGUGUGAGGGACUAAGGGGGUAAAACGAAGGAAAGGCUGUCAGUCAGAGGCUCUGUUUUAUUUUUAGAGGGUUUAUUUAUUUGUGACGCUUUUAUAGCUCUUAAGAAUUAAUUUUGUUUUGUGGAAUUGGCUUUCCACAUCCACUGAGCCAAACAUCAGAGUGGAGAAGAGGUCCCUGCCCCCACAGCACAUUAUAAACUCCCACAUAACAAGAACAAUCUGUGUGCAGGCCGGAGAGCUCAGACACUCUCGGGGAAACUGGAGGGGGAGGAGAACAGUGGAUAGGCAGAAGGAGGGAUUUCUCCUCAUGGUAAACUGCAUUUUUUUUUUUUAAAUACCCAGACAAACCUCCACACUGAAACCUGAAACUCGCGGAGGGGGCGUGCUUCACCGAGCAUUCGCCGCUCUUUGCUGUGCUAAGUUCACUUUUUUCCAGUCUCAUCCUCCUCAUUCUGAGGGCUUUUCAGCAGACAGCUCGUCUUCUGCAGUGGAUGAUUCCGAGGGGAAAUGCCGCUCCUGAUGGCCCUUCAUCACAUUGGUCUGUGCGUGGUGCUUUGCAUCAGUAGCAGCCUCUCCACACCUCUGCCUUACUCCGAUACUCUGGAGGGAAGCAUAGAUGAGGAAGACAACAACUACUUCACUUUCUAUCUGCCUAAUACCAAUGUCUCCACAGAGUACCAGACCGCACCUGCCAACACAGCCCAGGAGGAAACUGACUUUCUGAAUCAGCUUGUGAACUUUCUUAAUGAGAACAUGCUCCUCAUCCUCGUUGCAGCCAGUCUCAUCCUUCUCGUCUUCCUUAUCAUCUGCGGGGCAGUUUUCAUGAGCCACAGACGCAAAGUCAACGCUUACUAUCCUUCCUCCUUCCCCUCAAAGAUGUAUGUGGAUGACAGGGACAAAAGUGGAGGUGCUAAACCCUUUAACGAAGUUCAAGAAAAAGCUUCCCCGGGGCAGGAAAGCGAGCCAGUGGACUCUCACAAGCAGCUCCAGGCUGACAUUAUGAGGGCUGCCAAGAGCCUGCGCGCUCCAAAUAAAUCUGUUGAUGCUGCAGAGAGAAGCGAUCCCAGUCAGAAAGUAGCAGACCACAGUCCCGAGGACAGCUCAAAAGCAGAUGACAGCAUCCUAGACCAUCAGCUCCCAAGUCUCCCAGAGGAAAAUGAGCCGAGCGAGCUUUCCGACAGUGAGGCCACCACCACAGAGGGCAGCUCAGAGCCGAGUCCUCCUGAGCUGCCUCGGUCAGAGGAAGUUGAUUCACAAGAGCCUUUGACGGGCAGGAGUCUGCGGCCCUCCUCUCUGCACAUUCACAAUGACUCUGCUACACUUCAGCUCAUCGCAGGAGAGAAAACUGCCUUCUAAGAAAUCACAUUUUUGCAGAAAACCAAAGAUUUCUGCAGGAUUUUAUUUGAGGAAAUGCAGAGAAGUUACUAAAGAUACAGCAGGCAGAGUUGAAGAUGAUACAUGAUACUCUCUUUAUGCACUUUUGUACAAGUUUCACAGUACACAAAUAGUGUUAGUAUUUUUUGUGUUCCUGUGUUUGAAUUUAAACAUCUCUGCUGGUAACAGUAGGUGGUGUGGUCCCAAUUACUCUGCGCUUCUAUGCAAAAAACAAAAACAAAAUUGAACUAGGACUCAGUUCCGUUUUUGAAUUUUUAAUAUGAACCUGUUAUGCUUUUCCCCAUUUUCUGUCAUAUAUACACUGCUACAGUAGGGUGGACUUUUAUAUUAAACAUGUCCGGAGUUUCAAAUAAAAAGUUCAGCGUAUGUAAUGGCUGUGAAACAAAAGAUCAGCACUCUGUGACAUCACCAGGGUACACAUUCCUGAUAAUGGCUUGUUUCAGGAAGUAGAUGCAUUGAGGCAAUGCUCUUUUAAAAAAAAAAAAAAAAAAAAAAAAAACAGUAUGAUGAUUUUUGACCUGCGAGUCAUGUAAAGCUACUCCAGCAGACUCCAAGAGUAAAACUGUGGAGUUUGAAAUUUUUCUCUUUUUAGGGUGCACGCUUAGGAUUCCAUACUUUUACGGAGCCUGUCUGACUGGUUUUAUCACUGCACAUCACACGCUGAACCGCUUAAACAUGUGGGCCCGUACACAUCUCAGUGGGACUCCAACGCAGCCGCCUCUGUGAAAAGCCUCCAAAUUAAUCAAAACUGCAAUUGGACGGCAUGUCGGGUCUUUAUGUAACAGCCCAAUAAAGCUAGUGAGUGCAGAUGAUGUUGAAUGUCGCUGUGCUCUGCAAAAGCACUUUUCAAAAUUGUGUGCACGUAAGUCAGAGAAAUAGAAAGCGGGUGUGAGGGAGAGAGAAGCUGAGACACUGAGAUAAAGCGAAGCAGUCAGGAUUUGUCAAGUGUAUAAAACCACAAUCUGGUGUGUUUUGGCUGCAGCGGAUCUCAGCUGCAGAGCUUUUUCAGAUGCGUUAUUGUAGCAGGAAGUGCACGGGCGUAUUUGCAGGCUCUGUGUCUAUGUGCAGCUUACUCAAAU
Haplochromis burtoni (Burton's mouthbrooder) is the source of this 3671-nucleotide messenger RNA. RefSeq names its product transmembrane protein 119b (gene tmem119b). The transcript is spliced from 2 exons. The record is from RefSeq and is a predicted model, not a curated record. Bases 1705 to 2553 code for a protein of 282 amino acids. NCBI's taxonomy places the organism in Eukaryota, Metazoa, Chordata, Actinopteri, Cichliformes, Cichlidae. Gene Ontology annotation, biological process: positive regulation of osteoblast proliferation; positive regulation of bone mineralization; positive regulation of osteoblast differentiation. Gene Ontology annotation, cellular component: plasma membrane.